Messenger RNA from Acanthocheilonema viteae, 924 nucleotides. The record is from the annotation of a GenBank genome assembly. Lineage: Eukaryota; Metazoa; Nematoda; Chromadorea; Rhabditida; Onchocercidae.
AUGGCGCAAAAGUUGGACUUGGACGAAUUAAUUUGCAAGCUAUUGAAUGUUGGCAGCCCGGGAUGUAGUCUGACGAAGACAGUUAAAGAGCAAGAAAUUAUUCAUUUGUGUUCCCUCGCUAAGGAAGUUUUCCUGUCGCAAAAUUCAUUGAUUGAGGUUGAUCCACCGAUCCGAAUUUGCGGCGACAUACACGGCCAAUAUGCGGAUUUACUUCGAUUAUUCGAUCGCGGUGGCUUCCCACCUUUUGUUAAUUAUUUGUUUCUCGGCGAUUAUGUUGAUCGUGGAAGACAAAACCUCGAAACCAUAUCUCUACUUCUUUGUUACAAAGUGAAAUAUUCGGAGAAUUUUUUCCUGCUUCGCGGUAAUCACGAAUGUAGUGUUAUCAAUCGAGUCUAUGGCUUCUUCGAAGAAUGUAAUCGUCGCUAUCAAAGUGUACGGUUGUGGCAAACAUUUCAGGAAGUAUUCAAUACGAUGCCGUUUACGGGCCUAAUUGCUGGUAAAAUUUUAUGCAUGCAUGGUGGUCUGUCACCGCAAUUGAAAAGUAUCGAUCAGCUUCGACAAAUUACUCGACCUAUCGAUCCUCCAAAUCCAUCUAUUCACAUUGAUUUGUUAUGGUCUGAUCCAGAUCCAUCUGCAAAAGGAUGGCAAGCAAACAAUCGUGGAUUAUCAUAUACAUUCGGUCCUGAUGUUGUCAUAGAAAUGUGCCAAAAAUUAGAUAUUGACCUGAUUGCACGGGCUCAUCAAGUUGUUCAAGACGGUUAUGAAUUUUUUGCAAAUCGUAAAUUGGUAACAAUCUUUUCUGCGCCUCAUUAUUGCGGGCAGUUUGAUAAUGCAGCUGCGAUGAUGAAUGUGGACGAAUCACUUGUUUGCACAUUUCAAAUUCUUCGUCCAUCGAUGAAAUGUGGAAAAGUUGUGUCAAAAUAA